AUGAAAUACACUAUGUUGCGCCAUCUUGCCGUCGUCUGUACAAUCCUCGGUGUGUCGAACGCAGGUCCAUUGGCCUAUGGGAUAUGUCAGUCGGGAUGCAACGCUCUCGUUGUCGCAUGCUACGCAGCCGCCGGCUUUACUUUUGGAACUAUUACCGCGGGUGCUGCAGUUCCAGCUGUCAUCGCUGGUUGUAACGCAGCACUAGGCACAUACAUGGUCGGCUGUGUUGCUGCCGGAUGCGCACCAACCCCUAGCCUGCCAUCCGGCUCUCUGUUCCAGCCAUUUGUCUAG
Messenger RNA from Gamsiella multidivaricata, 291 nucleotides. RefSeq lists its product as uncharacterized. Bases 1 to 291 code for a protein of 96 amino acids. Lineage: Eukaryota; Fungi; Mortierellomycota; Mortierellomycetes; Mortierellales; Mortierellaceae. The transcript has a single exon. The record is from RefSeq and is a predicted model, not a curated record.